Daucus carota subsp. sativus is the source of this 1440-nucleotide messenger RNA. Its product is annotated as BIIDXI-like protein At5g11420. The coding region runs from base 82 to 1245 and encodes 387 amino acids. The transcript has 3 exons. The record is from RefSeq and is a predicted model, not a curated record. Lineage: Eukaryota; Viridiplantae; Streptophyta; Magnoliopsida; Apiales; Apiaceae.
CCCUGGAGGUUUUCAUAUCCAAAAUCAUUGUAUUUCUCUCAAGUCUCAUUAUACAUAAACCUGUAUAGAUUAUUAGUGUUGAUGAUUACAAGUAGUAAAGCUUGGACAAUGCAGAGAAUGAAACAUAUGUUGGUGCUUGUGUUGGUUGUACUUUGUGCUUCAGCUAAACCUCAUGCUGCUCUGUCCAUUAUUGAUGGAUUGUUGCCUAAUGGUAACUUUGAGUUCGGACCAAAGCCACAGCAAUUGAAGGGCACCAAAGUGAUGGAUCCCCAUGCCAUACCCAACUGGGAAACCUCAGGGUACGUAGAGUACAUCAAAUCGGGUCAAAAACAAGGAGACAUGUUGUUGGUGGUGCCCGAGGGAGCCUUUGCAGUUCGUCUAGGUGAUGAAGCUUCAAUUAAAACCAAAGUUAAGGUUGUCAAUGGAAUGUUCUAUGCCCUUACAUUCAGUGCUGCUAGAACUUGUGCACAAGAAGAAAAGUUAAAUGUUUCAGUGUCACCAAACAGUGAGGAAAAGGACUGGGGAAUUCUGCCAAUGCAAACUAUGUAUAGCAGUGAUGGCUGGGAUUCAUAUUCUUGGGGAUUCUUGGCAGAGUCCAAUCAAAUUGAGAUUACGAUCCAUAAUCCAGGCAUGGAGAAAGACCCGGCCUGUGGUCCACUUAUUGAUUCCGUUGCUUUGAAGACUCUGACCUCUCCAAAAAGAACUAGAGCUAAUAUGUUGAAAAAUGGAAAUUUCGAAGAGGGUCCUUACAUAUUUCCUAACACAUCAUGGGGUGCACUAAUCCCUCCCAACAUUGAGGAUGAUCACUCCCCAUUACCCGGCUGGAUGGUCGAGUCUCUCAAGGCUGUAAAAUACAUUGACAUCGCACAUUUUGCAGUGCCUGAGGGCAAAAGAGCAGUUGAACUUGUUGCUGGAAAAGAAAGUGCAUUAGCACAAGUGGUAAAGACCACACCAGGCAAAGUCUAUGAUCUCACAUUCUCCGUGGGGGACGCUAAGAACUCUUGUGAAGAUUCCAUGAUAAUUGAGGCAUUUGCUGCAAAAUCCACACUUCAAGUCCCUUAUCAGUCCACGGGUAAGGGUGGAUUCAAGAAAGCAAAACUCCGGUUCAAGGCCGUGUCUCCAAGGACAAGAGUUAGAUUUUUGAGCACAUAUUAUCACAUGAAGAGUGACCAUUCUGGUUCUCUCUGUGGUCCAGUGAUCGAUGAUGUUAAAUUGCUAAGCGUUCGUUACCCUGGACGAGCAUGAACAAUUAUUUCAUGAAGAAGUUCUUGUCAGUCUUGGUGAAGAAUGAAGAAUGAAGAUCACAUUGCAGUGCUUGUUACACUGCGUAUAUGAAGACUGAUGAGCAGAUCGUAUUGAAUAUUUUCUUAUUAUUAAUUAAGAUGGUGUGUUUCUUUCGUUGUAACAUAAAGUGCGGAAAAAGAGUGUUAUAUUUUAGAA